This is a messenger RNA of Adelges cooleyi (spruce gall adelgid), 1331 nucleotides long. It is a transcript of the gene Trmt61, whose product is annotated as tRNA (adenine(58)-N(1))-methyltransferase catalytic subunit TRMT61A. Lineage: Eukaryota; Metazoa; Arthropoda; Insecta; Hemiptera; Adelgidae. Gene Ontology annotation, biological process: tRNA methylation. The coding region runs from base 239 to 1186 and encodes 315 amino acids. Gene Ontology annotation, cellular component: nucleus; tRNA (m1A) methyltransferase complex. The record is from RefSeq and is a predicted model, not a curated record. The transcript has 6 exons.
UGAUAAUACCGCAAUUAAAUAAUGUGGCCUCUGAUUAGUGAAACUGACAACUGUAAUAAUAUGAAAAGUCAGUUGGUUCAAAAUUUAGACUUGUGUUUUGGCUCCCAAUUUCCUAAUCCCUUACAUUUUUGAAUAAAUACAUCAUACAUACAUGACAUGUAAAUAAUUAUCUAUUAUUUAGUUUCCGUAGUUUUUGAUAAUUAAUUGAGUCAUUGGAUAUUAAACAUACUGCAAAGACAUGAGUUUUAACGGCUAUAAGGAUAUUAUUGAAGAAGAUGAUACCGUCAUAUUAUACAUCAAUCCUCAAAACAUGUAUGCCAUACGAGUCCAAUCAACAAUUGAAAAUCGUAAAGGCGAAAAAGUGGAAAACGUCAUGCAAACUAAGUAUGGGGCAUUAAAAAUAUCAACACUAUUUGGAAAACGAUUUGGAUCAAAAGUAAAUUUAUCUCAUGGUUGGGCUUAUGUGUUGUAUCCAACUCCUGAAUUGUGGACACAAACAUUACCUCACAGAACACAAAUAAUUUAUACUCCAGAUAUUAGUCUUAUUAUGUUUAUGUUAGAACUGAAACCUGGAAGCAUUGUGAUAGAAUCAGGUACUGGUAGUGGGUCAUUAACUCAUGCCAUGGCCUUAAGAGUAAAACCUUUUGGUCAUGUAUAUACUUACGAUUUUCAUGAACAGAGAGCAGAGCAGGCACAAAAAGAAUUUAAAACCCAUGGAUUAUCUGAUAUUGUAACUUGUCAGUGCAGAGAUGUUUGCGAAAAUGGUUUUUGUGAUAACAUCACAGGAAAAGCGGAUGCAGUAUUUUUAGAUUUACCUCAUCCUCACUUAGUUAUUCCAUUUGCAACAAAAGCAUUAAAAUCUUCAGGUGGUAGAAUAUGUACGUUUUCGCCAUGCAUAGAACAGGUGAUGCGAACGUGCCAAGUUCUGAAAGACUGCGGAUUCAUCCACCUCAAGACCAUCGAGUGUCUGGAGAAAGAGCACCAGGUAUUGAAUAGGACAGUGAUCGUGCCCGGGCUGCUUUCCAAUCAGCCGGCCGGCGGGGAUCAGAACGGCAGUGUGGAAAAGAAAUUUGUGGCGUGCGUGCCGGAUCCGUCUCCUCGAGGCCACACGGGGUACAUCACUUCGGCGACUUAUGUGGGAGAUCAACCCCAACCUGAACCGCAACAAGAUCAAGACGACAGUUGAUGACAAAACCCGACUUUUAAGCGAUCGUCUUAUACAUGUUAUCUCGAUGGAACAAUAUUGUUUUUAUAUAAGUACUUUUUUUUACCAUUCGAUUCUGUGACCUUUUCAUUGUACCGGCGCUAUAAAAUAAAGAAAAAUGCGUAUA